Messenger RNA from Trypanosoma cruzi, 726 nucleotides. Its product is annotated as hypoxanthine-guanine phosphoribosyltransferase, putative. The transcript has a single exon. The coding region runs from base 1 to 726 and encodes 241 amino acids. Gene Ontology annotation, molecular function: magnesium ion binding; hypoxanthine phosphoribosyltransferase activity. Gene Ontology annotation, biological process: guanine salvage; purine ribonucleoside salvage; IMP salvage. The record is from RefSeq and is a predicted model, not a curated record. Lineage: Eukaryota; Euglenozoa; Kinetoplastea; Trypanosomatida; Trypanosomatidae.
AUGUUUAUACGCCUCUUCGCGCGUGAGGAGGAGGGGGAAAAAGAAGGGAAGAUUUGCCACAUGCCACGGGAGUACGAGUUUGCAGAGAAGAUCCUUUUCACAGAAGAGGAGAUCCGCACCCGCAUUAAGGAGGUUGCCAAGCGCAUUGCGGAUGACUACAAGGGAAAGGGUCUGCGCCCUUAUGUCAACCCUCUUGUGCUCAUAUCUGUUCUGAAGGGAAGCUUUAUGUUCACUGCUGACUUGUGCCGUGCACUCUGUGAUUUCAACGUGCCGGUGCGAAUGGAGUUCAUUUGCGUCUCAUCAUAUGGUGAAGGUCUCACGAGCUCCGGUCAGGUGCGCAUGUUGCUUGACACGCGCCACAGCAUUGAGGGGCACCAUGUGUUGAUUGUGGAGGACAUUGUUGACACCGCCCUCACGCUGAAUUACUUGUACCACAUGUAUUUUACACGCAGGCCAGCGAGCUUAAAAACAGUUGUGUUGCUUGACAAGCGUGAGGGGCGACGCGUGCCCUUUUCUGCGGACUACGUUGUGGCGAAUAUACCCAACGCCUUUGUGAUUGGCUACGGUCUUGAUUACGACGACACCUACCGUGAGUUACGCGACAUUGUUGUUCUUCGUCCGGAGGUGUAUGCGGAGAGGGAGGCAGCGCGGCAGAAGAAGCAGCGGGCCAUUGGUAGCGCUGACACCGACAGAGACGCCAAGAGGGAGUUUCAUAGCAAGUACUGA